CUCCCUCCUGGACCCGGGUGAGGGAAAGCUCCCUGCCUUGGCACGGACAGCCGCGAUGGCCCUUCCAGCUCAUCUUUUCCUCGCCAGAGGCUCUUCCCAGCCGCUCCUCCCUUUGCCGUACAGAAGGGAGGGGAGCGUUAUUAAUAUCGGCGGCGCGACCUCGGACCGGGGAACGAGGCGAAGGGUUAGAAGGCGGCCGGCGCCCAGUAGGUGCGCUGCAACCCGCAGCUGCGUUUUCCUGCCGCCCGGCUUGAACGGGGUCGGCAAGCGGGACGGCUCGUCUUCUGUCGACCGCAGGCAAAGGCCGUUAGCCAAGGGAUCAGCCACCGCGCUGUUGCAAUCCCUGGAAGAUUUCCUGCAGAGGAUCCGUCGCUCUCCGGGGGCUCGUUGGGCUCGGAAUCCAUGCACUACAUUUUACAUUACCUUUGAGCUGUAAUUAGCACAGGGGGCUGCAUGUAUCAAACAGGUAACCUUUAGAAUUGGCCUUAGGAAGAGUUUUGACAGUCAUCUACCCAAGGUUGAUCAAAAUGGCAGAAGAACCAAUGUCAGGAAGCUGGAACCCAACAGCACUAUCUGCAAAUGCUAGCAAUAAUAUAAUUCCCAUGCAUGAAGCAACUCAGGAGGUCAGUAUUUUGGACUCCAGAGCCACCAGUGGCAUUGUACAAACAAAAGAAGCAGCUCCAUUGAAUGGGUGCGAGUGGCGCACUCAGGGACCUCUGGCCCAGUUAAAGACCUCAGGAAGACGAAUAUGUGCUUGUCCUCCUCAAGGCAUCCUUGCCAGAAUUGCAACAAAUGUGGUAGCAGUAGUACUCAUCUGGGCUGUAAUCUGGUCUAUUACAAACCGUGAAAGUCUUCCUGGUGGGAAUCUCUUUGCACUUUUAUUCCUCUACCUCUUUGCUGUAAUUGGUGGUAAAAUUAUGGGCUUAAUUAAAUUUCCUGGUCUGCCUCCAUUCCCGCCCCUUUUGGGAAUGUUGCUUGUUGGAUUUCUUCUCAGAAACAUCCCAUUAAUCAGUGACAUAGUCCAGAUCAAUGUGAAAUGGGGAGCCAGCCUGAGAAGUAUUGCUCUCUCCAUUAUCUUGGCCCGUGCUGGCCUUGGCCUCGACCCAAAGGCUCUGAAAAAACUAAAGGCUGUCUGCUUUAGAUUAAGCUUGGGACCCUGCCUCAUAGAAGCAUGUACAGCAGCUGUCGUAUCUCAUUUUCUCAUGCACCUGCCAUGGCAGUGGGGAUUUAUACUUGGAUUUGUCCUAGGUGCUGUGUCUCCUGCUGUUGUAGUCCCCUCAAUGUUGGUUUUACAAGCAGGAGGAUAUGGUAUUGACAAAGGUGUCCCAACUUUGCUAAUGGCUGCAGGAAGUUUUGAUGACAUUCUGGCUAUCACAGGUUUCAACACCUGCUUAGGGAUAGCAUUCUCUUCAGGCUCCACCCUUGAAAACGUCCUUCGAGGUGUAUUAGAAGUUGCAGUGGGUAUAGCAGCUGGUGGACUUUUAGGCAUUUUUAUUCGUUACUUUCCAAGCAAGGAUCAGGCAUAUCUUGUAUGGAAGAGAGCAUUCUUUGUUAUAGGCCUAUCAAUGUUUGCAAUUUUUAGCAGUAUGUAUUUUGGUUUCCCUGGAUCUGGAGGACUGUGCACAAUUGUCUUGGCAUUUCUGGCUGGAUUAUCAUGGUCUGAUGAGAAAAAAGAGGUAGAAAAAAUUAUUAAGGUUGCAUGGGAGAUUUUCCAGCCUUUUCUUUUUGGUUUAAUUGGAGCUGAAAUAUCUGUUGCAUCUCUUGAGCCUCAAACAGUUGGAUUCUGUAUUGCCACACUGGCUGUUGGACUUAUAGCCCGAGUUACAGUCACAUUUGUGUUAGUGUGUUUUGCUGGCUUUGACCUGAAGGAGAAAAUAUUUAUUUCACUGGCUUGGAUCCCCAAGGCCACCGUGCAGGCUGCAAUUGGUUCAGUUGCCUUAGAUACAGCACGGGAGCAGGCAGAUAAACAAUUAGAGAAAUAUGGCAUGGAUGUCUUGACAGUUGCUUUCCUGGCAAUCUUAAUCACAGCUCCAAUUGGAGCUCUAUUAAUUGGGCUCGCAGGGCCCCAACUUCUCCACAAAACUGCUGAUACUAACAGAGAAGAUCAUAUAUAUGAAGAAAGAGAAGAAAUAGAAAUACAUGGGCCAGCAUAGGUAAGUGUGAGGUGUGGCUCACAGAUCACCUGACUUGAGACUGCUUAGGAAUCACGGUGUCCACAAGUAACCUACAGAAGUUUAAAGGCCUAUGAAAUACACUGUAGAUCUUUCAAAUAUAUGUAUACAUUUUUAAGAUGGCACCUGUAGGAGUUGUUUAGUCAGCGCCAGUGUUAGUUGUAGUGGUUUGAGGGUUUUUUUUUUUUGGUAGUUAGCAGUUCAUUAGGUGAAGAGAUUAGUGGCUGCUGAAUUAGAGUAUAUUUAAAGUACCUGAAGGAAAAGAAUAAAAUGAAGCUGUUUAAGUUAAACAUACCUAGGUUAACAGAAGUCUUCUAGAUGCACUGCCUGGGUGAGAGCUAGGGAUUUCUGAUAAAGACUUCCACCCCUCCCUUUUGUGGUGGGAACAUAGUGAGGAUUGAAAUAUUUUUUUGACUGGUGGGGAUUUUGGUAGCCUGAAAUCUUCUCUGAGAGAUAGGUUGGUAAGGGUAAAUUAGUGUAAAGUAGACUGUAUGCAGAUAGUGUUGAAGGGAAUUGGUGUGUUAGGUGUGUAAAUGGUAGGUGCCAGGCUAGAAGUGUUCUUAAGAGGUAGCUAAUGCCUGUGGUAUGUGUGUUGGAUGGGAGCAUGGCAAGAUAAAUAGGAGGAAGUGGAUGCUGUGAUGGGGGCCCACCUGUGGAUUAUGACAGUCGGAGGUAGGUAUGAUAGGAAGCACCAGCUUGACCAUUAUAGGAGAAGGGAGGCCCAUAUAUUUGUGUAGGUCUCUUCUUCUUAGCCAGAUAUUCCAGACCAGGGCCCGGGUAGCUGAAUUGCUGGGCAUCUUAGCCUCUAGUUACUGCUGGAAAAUGGUGAGUCAGUGCAAAAUAUGACCUGUUCCAAGAGUGAUUGAAUACAAAUGCCUGUAUAUGGCAUUGGACUAUGGAGAGCCCUCCAUGAAUUUCUGGAUUUCAUCUCAGGGAUGGUGUUGGGCCUCCCAAGACUGAGAGGUUGGGGAGACUUUGAUCUUCAUGCCCUGGAAGAGAGAUUCAGUGUAUUUCAUGAGUUUAUGGUGAUCAUGGGCCUGUCUCAAGUAAUCCAAGUGCCAACAGAUGUAAGUCAACACUCAUUAGACUUUGUCUUUACUUUGGAACAAAUAAGACAGAACUGGAGAUGGAGGACACUGAUACCUAUCCUCUGCUAUGGUCGGAUCACUACUUCAUCAAAUUAAUAGACACCCAAGACUUCCUCAUGCAUGGUGAACCCUUUCAAUUGGUGUGCUCCAGGACCUAGAUGGAUUCCAGUGGACUUCAGAGGACAUGGGAAGGAUCUGAUAAUCUCCUGAAUUAUUCUGUUUUGUGUCUGGCUGACCUAUGGAUCCAGCUGUUUCUGACAACUGGGGGGGAGGGCACUACUUUUUUAUAUGUUCCUUUUUUUAUGACCUACUCCGUUCUACAUUGCCCAGUAUAUACAGAUUGAAGUGGGCUACAAAAAUUGUAAAAUAAAUACUAUUGAAAAAUAAGAUUUCAUUCAAUCAA
This is a messenger RNA of Python bivittatus (Burmese python), 3662 nucleotides long. It is a transcript of the gene SLC9B2, whose product is annotated as solute carrier family 9 member B2. NCBI's taxonomy places the organism in Eukaryota, Metazoa, Chordata, Lepidosauria, Squamata, Pythonidae. Gene Ontology annotation, cellular component: membrane. The record is from RefSeq and is a predicted model, not a curated record. Gene Ontology annotation, biological process: proton transmembrane transport. Gene Ontology annotation, molecular function: antiporter activity.